UCGGGCACCUGCGCUAUCUCAAGGUGCUCAGAACUACGUGCGAAGCGCAGUCUGCCAUGCAGUCCAGUCGACCGGCAGCAAUUGCAUCGUUGCCCAUCGACCUCCAAUGCUGCUUCGGUAUGCACGCUAACAUGGUGUACCAGAGAAAGUGGAAACGCUUCAACUACGCCGGUAUACGAGCACUGCACCUAUCGACAAGCGCGGCACUCCCAUGUGAGCCCUUCGUCCUCGUAGCCCUCAACCGGGCGGAUUUCGAUGUGUCCCUACCAAUUCUUGUCCGCUCGCGCAAAUGGAGCGAUUUGCAGAGCCUGUGCAUCUUGCAUUUUUCACGACAACAAAACGAACGCGUAUACCCAACCGUCGGUGCUACGCACAAAACCGCCCUGCGCCACUUCUUCGGACGGCUUUGGAACAUAGUCGAGUUGAACGUCAACUCGUUGCAUUUCGACGACGGCAUUGACUUCACGGAGCUGCUGGAUACGCCCACUCUGCUGCGGCUGCGCGCGCUGUCCCUGCCGCCCUGCAGCCUGCGUAAAAGUGGCGCGCUGCACCGGCUAGCCCUAGGAACUAGCGACAUCGACGACUUAGACAUACGCCUCAACAUCGACGGGUGCCACAACUGCUGCAAUUAUUGCAGUAAAGAACUCCUCCUCGAUCCUGAGGACGUGCGCGCCUUUGGCGUCAGGUCGGGCCGGCUCACACUCAGCAAUGUGCCGAAUUUGGCGUCCUUGAACUUCCUUAGGAGCUGUCGCGUGGCCAACCUACGGCACAUCGACGUCUCCGAGAAACCUCGCUUCGAUUUCAAGGCACUCGCGAGUUCCGUGCACCGUAGCGACACCCUUCGCUCCCUCGUGGUUAAACUUGCAGCCAUCAAUUUGGACACCAAGUCCCUGAAGAACUCCCUGUGUCCUGCGAACGGACUUGAACGCGUGUGCCUGCUGUCGAAGACUACGCUACAAACUUCGGCCGCGGAGCGGAUAGUCGAAGCUGUGGCCGGCUAGCUACCGUCCAUCCUGUACUUCCACGUCCACUACGUGGACAUUGAAACGGGCAAGGAUACGAGCGUGAC
Messenger RNA from Rhipicephalus sanguineus (brown dog tick), 1069 nucleotides. RefSeq lists its product as uncharacterized. Bases 57 to 1001 code for a protein of 314 amino acids. Lineage: Eukaryota; Metazoa; Arthropoda; Arachnida; Ixodida; Ixodidae. The transcript is spliced from 2 exons. The record is from RefSeq and is a predicted model, not a curated record.